AUGUCAGUAAGCCUAUCCCUAGCAGUCACGGUGGGAGGGCACGGGCAGGCUUGCAAAGGGUGUAUUGCCUCUAAAAACAAAGACACCACAGAUGUAUCAGAAGGACUGUGGCUGGAAGGAAAAGAGAGGAGAACAAAAAAGUUUGUGCUGCAAAUGCCAGAGUCUAAGACCUGCAACCUAGAACACCCUCCUAAGUUUCUUGUCCCUUUGAAAAUGCACACCACUCCACAAGGUUAUGAGUGCUACAUGAGCUGUGCCGUGAGAGGGGACCCAACACCCCAUGUCACAUGGUUCCGCAAUAAUAUCAGCCUCAACACCAACACCAACUACCUCAUCGCCAACACUUGUGGUGUUUGCUCAAUGCUCAUACUGAGGGUUGGAGCCAAGGACUCUGGAGAGUACACAAUCAUUGCAGAGAACCCCCUUGGCAGGGCAGAGUGCUCCACUAAGCUCACUGUCAAUGAUUAGGUCAGCAUUAAAAAGAAGAUGACCUUGCCUUUACUUUUUUUAAAUAGCUUAACACAAGUCCAGUUUCCUGUUUAGUUUUCUAGUUCUGUGCAGAAAUGACAUUUGGUAUAUUUUCAAGUUAAGUGUUCCCUGUAUCACAUUUAAUUUGAUAAUAUUCUCCAUUUUGGGUGCUGCAUAUGUUUGCAAACUCAGGUUGAGUACCAUACAAUGCAUCACUCUUUGGAUUAAGGAGAGACAAUUAUGUAAUGUAACACCAUAGUCUUCAAUAAUCAAAAGCAGCCUGAAAGCAUGUCAAGAACAGUGUUGUGUUUGUGUUUUUUCCCAUCAAAGUGCAAUAUUGGUAUUGGAAAGCUUUAUGAUUGGCAAUUUAAAUUAUGCAUGUGCAAGGCGGUUCUUGUUUACAGUGGCUUUUGAGUACAUUUGAA
This is a messenger RNA of Coregonus clupeaformis (lake whitefish), 893 nucleotides long. RefSeq names its product immunoglobulin-like and fibronectin type III domain-containing protein 1. The transcript is spliced from 3 exons. The record is from RefSeq and is a predicted model, not a curated record. NCBI's taxonomy places the organism in Eukaryota, Metazoa, Chordata, Actinopteri, Salmoniformes, Salmonidae. The coding region runs from base 1 to 468 and encodes 155 amino acids.